CACGGUACAGAUUUGUCAAAUAGCCCGUGCAUGGCUCAUGGUUGUCAGGAUUGCCAUCGAUUCAGCCAGAGAACCCCGGGAGGACAUUUAUGUUUUUAUCACCCCCGUAACACCAUCUAACCCGUCGCAGUCAGAAGCAGCUCGUAGUGUUCGAGCAGCAGAUAUAUUAAUCGAUUAAUCACGUGGUUGUCACCGCUUUUUUUUUUUUUUUUUUUUUUUAGUUCAACGCUUGCUUCUGUGAAAAUGGCGGACCUUCCACCGGAGAAGAGCCUGGACGACUUCUUCGCCAAGCGGGAUAAAAAGAAGAAGAAAGAGAAAGGGAAGGGCAAAGAGGCCGUGGCCGGGCCCACGUCGGCUGUGAUCAAGAAGACGAAACGGGAGAAAGAGAAAUCUACAAAAAACGACAACCAGGACGCGCAGGUCGAGAAGAAGGAUGAGGAAUGGAAAGAGUUCGAGCAGAAAGAAGUCGAUUACAGCGGCCUCAGGCUCCAGGCUCUGCAGAUAAGUGACGAGAAAGAGGAGGAGGAGUACGAGAAGGAGGAGGUUGGUGAGGAUGGAGAGAUCAUUCUGGUCAGCGGAGACAAGUUCUCCGGUCCCUGGAACAAGUCUGGUGCUGCUCCGACUCCUGCUGCUGCACCCGUGGAGGAAGUAGAGGAGCCUGAGUCGAAGCCUUCUGGUGUAUAUCGCCCUCCAGGGGCUCGGCUGACCACUACCAGACGAGGCCCCACCCAGGGGCCCCCUGAGAUCUUCAGUGACACACAGUUCCCCUCUCUACUGGCCACCGCCAAGCAUGUGGAGACACGCAAGGACAGAGAAAUGGAGAAGACCUUUGAGGUGGUGAAACACAGGAACCGCGGUAGAGAGGAGACCGGCGGUAGCGCCUCUCUGCAGCAAUUGCAGCUCGACAACCAGUACGCCAUUCUGGGGGAUAAGUAGAGCCGCUCCCCUCCGUCCCUUUGCCCCUUCAGCGAGGUCCUGCCAAGCCCCUCGAAGGAAGCUGAACUCCAGCUGUGUUGACUGCAGUCCUGACGCAGCUCACCGUGCCACCGUCACCACACUGGUUACUCUCUCUCACACACACACACACACACACACACACACACACACACACACACACACACACACACACACACACACACACACACACACCACAUACAGUGACACUCCCUUUAAAUCAAAAGUAACACACUUUACAGACAUUGGUUGGCAAAAAAACAACAACACAGGACUGCGUCUGAAGGGGCUGUUGAGAGAGGGGAAUAAUUGAAAAAGGAAUUGGCAAAAUUACACCCAAACGUACAAGACUGCAGCAGCAACAACAGACUUUUGUGGAUUGUACUCAGAGCAGCAGUUGUGUGGCGCAACUUUUCUCUGGACUUCAACUUGCUUCGAUUUAAAAAAAGCCACAGAGGAUAACUUUAGGCGAGAUGAUUUUACAAACUUCUGUGAAAAUAUCUAUUUUUUUGCAAGAUCGUUAUGACCCAAUCGCACAUGGUAUUUUGGGGUGUGUGUUUGAGUUGCGGUGGGGAGCUUUGGGGAGAUGCUACCACAGCAGCGUAGUUGGUGGUGACAAUGUGGACUGAGCUUCUUUUUCUUUUUUUUUUCUUUUUGCUGUGGUGGCGAAACGGGGCAAACAACCAGCCCCCCACCCCCCUUCCCCCUCCCAUAUACAAGCCGGCCAUCAGGCUCUUUAAUUUAGAAACUUGAAGCUUUGUUAUUUUCCCUUCAUGAUGAUGACACUCUGCAAAGAUCUAUGGACAAGAAGCGAUAGGUUGUGGUCCUCCAUUUAGAAUUUCUAUAUAAAGUGGCCUUACUGAUAGAAACUGCUUUGUCAUCUGAAGAGAACUUUGCUUGUUGUCUCACAGGCUGCUGCCUGCCUCUGGAUCUCAACACUUUGGGACAAAAAAACCCACAUACAAACGAAAAAUAAUCCUUCUGUUCAAGAAUGUAGUGCUGUUGUAGUUCGCCUGGUGGUUGCAACGACUAACUGUCUUUUAUAUCCACUGUUUCAUACUGCUGCCCCGGCUUCCUUUUGGUCUCUUUAGACAUCAGAUAAAUAGAAAUUAAAGCUGGUUUCUAAUCCAAAA
This is a messenger RNA of Anoplopoma fimbria (sablefish), 2087 nucleotides long. It is a transcript of the gene cdv3, whose product is annotated as carnitine deficiency-associated gene expressed in ventricle 3. The transcript is spliced from 5 exons. Bases 244 to 936 code for a protein of 230 amino acids. NCBI's taxonomy places the organism in Eukaryota, Metazoa, Chordata, Actinopteri, Perciformes, Anoplopomatidae. The record is from RefSeq and is a predicted model, not a curated record. Gene Ontology annotation, cellular component: cytoplasm.